GUCAGUUAAUGGAAAAAGUGAACAUUCACAUAUUCCAAAAUCACUGUUAAAAAAGGAAGCAGUGAAAUCAACAAAGUCUCAACACAGCACUAAAAUGUCAGCAUCAAAGAAGAGUGUUGAUUUUCACCUGCGGAAAAGUAGUUCAGUGUUAGGUGCCUCAUCACAUGAAACCAUGCAGACUUAUCAGAAUCAAGGGAACACUGUUGCUACAUCUGCCUCCUCCAUCACUCCCAGGUCAUCAAAGCACAAUGCCAUGGACAUCCUAGCCAACAGUAUUGUUGAUUCUGUUUUAAAUUCAAGUGACUCUGCACUGUUGUCAGAUGUAAGUUUUGACACCGUCCUGGAGUUUGGUGAAUUUG
Molecule: messenger RNA, 359 nt
Organism: Candidula unifasciata
Lineage: Eukaryota; Metazoa; Mollusca; Gastropoda; Stylommatophora; Geomitridae
Source: the annotation of a GenBank genome assembly